UGGACCAGAAUAGGCUGUCGACCACGAACAUUUUUGGAGAGUUCCUAACGAUGGACCACAAGCCUGAUCAAGUGCCCGAGCGGAGACGGAUUGAGCGGUGUGGAGGAUCUGUCGAAUAUCUGCAUAACCACAACAAUAAGCCGUUCAUAAGAGGGGGGGAUUUUGCUGUCCGAAAGGCUAUGCAGGAACAGCCUAUGCAAUUGCAGUAUAGUCGGGCAUUUGGG
Molecule: messenger RNA, 224 nt
Organism: Perkinsus marinus ATCC 50983
Lineage: Eukaryota; Perkinsozoa; Perkinsida; Perkinsidae
Exons: 3
Source: RefSeq, a predicted model, not a curated record